UUUACAGUUAUACUUCACAACGCAAAGAAGCUUGAGCUCAGAAAGCGACUGCCUUCAGGAGGACAUUUUCCUGUUUUACUAAAGAGAGACAAAUUGAACAAGAUGAAACUGAUUCUGCUCCUCCUCAUCUCCUGCUUCGCCUUACAUAGCACAAAGGGAGCACCAAGGACUGCUGUGUAUAACUUUGUGAGAUGUAACCCUGAUGGUGACCAGGCCAACUGUGUGACUCAACAAAGCCCAGAGAUGGAGUGGAGUCCAGAUCUGCCAACAAAACUGCCUGCUUCUGCUGCAGAGUAUCUGGAAGCAGAGCCUGUGGAGGAUGAGAAUUCACCAAUGGAGGAGAACGAUGAGGACGAGCAGGAAGACGAGGAGGAGGUAGAGGAGGAGGAAUCGAAACUGAGCGAGUCACCUGGGAUAUUCCUGGGCGAGGAAGGUUCUGGUGGUUACGAAGGCUCUGCAGCUGAAGGUCCAUACAUGGCGGACAAGAGCAACCUCGGUGAGACUGGUUCUGGCAUGCUCUGGAAAGAAAGUGAAGAUAUGAGUGACCUGAGGAGGCUGUUCGCCAGCAGGCAUAUCAGCGAUGAGGUAAAACCCGAUGAUUACAAAGAAGACCACCUUCUGCAGCUGUAGACUGGACCACCACCCACUCCGAAGCACAUAAACAAGGCUGGCAUCUAAUUUAAUUCCCUGUCUGGGCUGAUAGUAAACUCCACCUGCUGGGAAAAAACAAAUGCCAUUUUUUUGUACUCUCUGUGUUAUUGUUAUUAAUUAUUUUCAGCAAGGCCAAAACAACGACUGUAAACAAUGUGAAAAUAAUUGUGCCAGUAUUGUGCUUUCCUAUGGAAAAAAGCUUUCAAAUGCUUUUUUAAAUAUAAAUAAAUAUAUUCUUUUAAAUCAUUGUAAUACCAGUGCAAUAAAAGCAUGCCUUUGUCCAUGCAUUGCAUUACUCCAGCCAUUUUUUUUUUUGAGCUUUAAGGAACGUGUUCCUUAGAAACACUUAUUUAAAUUAUUUGAUCCCUUUAUUCACAAAUCCUGCAACAUUUUAUGCUUAACCUGAGAAUAUUGAAAAAUAUUCCGGCUCAAGAUUUGAAUGAGAUCAUCUUUAAGACGCAAACCCCUCAGAAAUGGGUUCAGGAAGUCCUAACCAGAGUUGGAACAUAUUCGAAAUAUGUACUAUAAACACAAACGCAUUUUAACAGACUCUGUAAUUUCGAUUUGAAACAAUUUCUAUCAAUAAAGUGUUUAUUUUAUCCCUA
Messenger RNA from Oreochromis aureus, 1256 nucleotides. RefSeq names its product serglycin (gene srgn). Bases 103 to 630 code for a protein of 175 amino acids. NCBI's taxonomy places the organism in Eukaryota, Metazoa, Chordata, Actinopteri, Cichliformes, Cichlidae. The record is from RefSeq and is a predicted model, not a curated record. The transcript is spliced from 4 exons.